AUGCAGUGCUCCCUUACCAGAUCAAUGCAAUCUGUAAAACAAGACUUCAUGUUAUCCCCUUCCAUAUACUCCACCAUGAUUCCGCCCGAGACCACAGAAAUGAACUACUUUGUUCCUGAAAAUCCCUCGUCUUUUCCUGCUAAUUUCGACUUCGUGCAAAGCAAUUUACCAGCAUUUGAGUUAAACAGAUUCUUGACCAACUUACCAAAUUAUCAGACAUCUCCUCCAGUUCAUGAGUUCACUCCAAAUUCCUCAUGCAACAGCAACAACUCGACCUCUGAUGAAACAGAUGACCCUCAGUUUUGUAUCAUCGAUGAAAGAAAGCAAAGGAGAAUGAUAUCGAACAGGGAAUCCGCUAGAAGGUCAAGGAUGCGAAAACAGAGGCACCUUGAUGAGCUGUGGGCACAGGUUCUUCGUCUUAGAACUGAGAAAAACAAUCUCAUAGACAAGUUGAACCACGUGUCAGAGUGCCAUGACAGGGUUCUUCAAGAGAAUGAAAGGCUCAAGGAAGAAGCUUCUGAUCUUCGCGAUAUGCUGAUAGAUCUCCAACUUGGUACUUCAUAUUCUGCUUUUAGAGAACUCGGAGACGUUCCAUGCAACAGCACUUAUUUCACAACUGAAUCUUCAAAUUAG
Molecule: messenger RNA, 633 nt
Organism: Fraxinus pennsylvanica
Lineage: Eukaryota; Viridiplantae; Streptophyta; Magnoliopsida; Lamiales; Oleaceae
Source: the annotation of a GenBank genome assembly